AUUUUGCUUUUGCAGAAACCAGGCGGACGAUUCUAUCCUUGUCAAUAUUGCCGGUUUCUUAAUUUUUUUGUGCAAUUUUAAUCAAUGCUUUAAUUUAAACUUUUAUAAUCUGAUAAAUUUUAAAUUUCAAAAUGGCUUUUGAUGUUAGAAGAUUUGACAUUUAUCGAAAGAUUCCGAAAGACCUGACUCAACCUACAUUAACUGGAGCUGUGAUUUCAGUGUGUUGUUGCUGUUUCAUAUUACUUUUAUUUAUAUCAGAAUUUCUUCAUUUCAUUAAUGUUAAUGUGUCAAGUGAACUGUUUGUAGAUAAUCCUGGUGAUAAUGAUCGAAUUUUGGUUCAUCUGAAUAUAAGUCUUCCCAGAUUAUCUUGUUCAGUAUUGGGCUUAGACAUUCAAGAUGAGAUGGGACGCCAUGAAGUUGGUUUCGUUGAAAAUAUUCUCAAACAACCAUUAGGUGAGAAACAAGAGGGGUGCUUGUUUGAAGGAAGAUUUUAUAUAAAUAAGGUCCCAGGUAAUUUUCAUGUUUCUACUCAUUCUGCUUCAACACAGCCAGAUAGCAUUGACAUGGCACACAUUAUUCAUGAAGUUAGUUUCGGAACCCGAAUGCCAUUCGAAGAGCUUACUAAGGGUAACUCUCCCAUAAAAGGUUCUUUCAAUCCUUUGAAAGGUAUUGACAGAUCUAAGGCCAGAGACAUUGAGUCGCAUGAUUAUGUGAUGAAGAUAGUACCAACUAUUUAUGAGACUCUUGAUGGUCUUAAGAUAGAAACCUACCAGUAUACUUAUGCAUAUAAGAGCUCAGUUACAUUUAGUCAUUCAGGUAGAAUAAUGCCAGCCAUUUGGUUUCGUUAUGACUUAACUCCCAUCACAGUCAAGUACACUGAGUCAAGGCCGCCACUUUACAGCUUUUUAACAACAGUUUGUGCUAUCGUAGGUGGAACUUUUACUGUAGCUGGAAUCAUAGACUCCAUGGUCUUUUCUGCAUCAGAAGUGUUCAAAAAAUUCGAGAUAGGGAAAUUAAGUUAAUUUCUGAAAAACUUAGUUUUAUUUGUUGGAAUCUCAAUAGCUGAAAAAGUACGACUUUCUUUCCACCGAUAUCUAAAAGGAUUUUUAAGAAAAUCCAUCUUCCAGUAUCAUUAAUAAAUGGAGGAAACAAUUUGUCUUACUUUUAAUGCUGUUGAAUUUGUGUAUGACAUUCCUCUUUUAUAUAUGUUGUAUGUGGAGAAUGGUAAAAUUAAAAAAAAUGUUGUUAUGUUUGGUUUGUGAUAGAUAUUGGCAAAUAGGCUGUUUUGUUUAUAAAUGAUGCCUUGUUCUUAUUUUGAAACUUUUUUUUCUUUUCUUUAUGAAGUAUUUGUUGUUGAGAUUAGUUCACAAUUAUUGUAUUUGCUGAAAUGGUGCUAUGAUCUCGGAAAUGUUUAUGCAAUAUCUUGUUUUCUCUUUUUUUGAAAUGUUUUUUUUAAAAAAUGGGCUGUUUUACUUUCAUCCCAUUUAUAUUAUGUAUUGCAUUUAUUUCAGUAUAAGGCGUUUUUCUUUAUAUUCAUGGAAUGUUUGAAAGCAAAUUUAGAUUUUUUUUAUAAAAUUAAGUUGCACAUUUAUCUGGAUCUUAAGGAAAUUUUAUUGUUUUUACUGAAUAUUAUUGUUUUAAAAUUUUAUGCUAUGUUAUUCAGAGAGAAAAACAAUAAUUUUUAUGGAAGAUGAAAACCGAUGAUGUACCAAAGGAUUUUAUUUGAUAACAUUUUCAAACACGAACAAUGAAGCUGACAAUAAAUACUGAAUUAUACUUUUCAUUGUAUUGUAAUAAAAGGCUUCCAUUGUAUACAAAUAUAAUUAAUAAAUUAUCUUUUAAAAUGUU
Messenger RNA from Argiope bruennichi, 1848 nucleotides. RefSeq names its product endoplasmic reticulum-Golgi intermediate compartment protein 1-like. NCBI's taxonomy places the organism in Eukaryota, Metazoa, Arthropoda, Arachnida, Araneae, Araneidae. Gene Ontology annotation, biological process: retrograde vesicle-mediated transport, Golgi to endoplasmic reticulum; endoplasmic reticulum to Golgi vesicle-mediated transport. The transcript has 10 exons. The record is from RefSeq and is a predicted model, not a curated record. The coding region runs from base 132 to 1022 and encodes 296 amino acids. Gene Ontology annotation, cellular component: endoplasmic reticulum; Golgi membrane; COPII-coated ER to Golgi transport vesicle.